AUGACCUGGAGAAGGUCUGGCACCUGGCACUACAUCUUUUACAGUGAGCUUCGUGUAGCCCCUGAAGAGCAUCCUUUGCUGCUGACCGAGGCCCCUUUCAACCUCAGGCCUAAUAGAGAAAAGCUGACCCAGGUCAUGUUUGAGGGCUUUGAUACUCCCGCCAUGUCUCCUCCACCAUGCAGAGGCUACUGCUUCUUAAUAGCUGAUGAGUGGGAAAUCGUGCGUGACAUCAAAGAAACUUUUUAUUAUGUAGUCAUGGACUACGAGCAGGAGAUGGCCACUGUGGCCUGCCCCUCUUUGUUAGAAAAAAGCUAUGAGCUGCCAGAUGGGCAGCUCAUCCACAUUCACAGUGAAUGUUUCCACUGCCCCGAGAUGCUCUUCCAGCCCCCCAUCCUGGGCAUGGAGGCUUGUGGCCUACAUAAAAUGGCCAUAAAAUCCAUUCAAAGUUGUGACAUCGAUAUCUGCAAGGAACUUUACAGGAAUGCGGUGCUUUCUGGUGGGUCCACCAUGUACGCAGGCUUCUCAGAGUGA
This is a messenger RNA of Elephantulus edwardii (Cape elephant shrew), 531 nucleotides long. Its product is annotated as POTE ankyrin domain family member J-like. Bases 1 to 531 code for a protein of 176 amino acids. The record is from RefSeq and is a predicted model, not a curated record. The transcript has 2 exons. NCBI's taxonomy places the organism in Eukaryota, Metazoa, Chordata, Mammalia, Macroscelidea, Macroscelididae.